Molecule: messenger RNA, 2357 nt
Organism: Colius striatus (speckled mousebird)
Lineage: Eukaryota; Metazoa; Chordata; Aves; Coliiformes; Coliidae
Product: major facilitator superfamily domain-containing protein 1-like
Exons: 13
Coding region: 42-1460 (472 amino acids)
Biological process (GO): transmembrane transport
Molecular function (GO): transmembrane transporter activity
Source: RefSeq, a predicted model, not a curated record
CCGGGCGGCGCUGUGCCGAGGCGGGGCGGCCGCGCUGGGCCAUGCCGGCGGCGGAGCGGGCCUCCUACAGGUUCGUGGUGCUGCUCUUCAACUGCCUCCUGACCUUCGGCUCCUACUUCUGCUUCGACAUCCCCAGCGUGCUGCAGGAGCAGUUCCAGGGGAACCUGUCCUGCCCCAAUGGGACCCAUCAGAACAGCACAGACUGUGUGGAGGGCCUGGGGAUGACGCCUGCCCAGUACAACCUGCUGUAUGCCAUCUACGCUUGGACAAAUGCAGCAGUGGUUAUUCUGGCUGGAUUCCUGAUUGAUAAGCUAGGAAAUCGCUUUGGUGUCCUUGUUUUCUCGCUUCUGACUGUGCUGGGAUCAUCAAUCUUUGCUCUAGGCUCCCAUUUCAAGGGCUCUCCGUACCUCCUCCCAAUGAUGCUGACAGGAAGGCUGCUCUUCGGCUCUGGGAAUGGCUCACUUACAAUUGUGCAGAAUCGUAUCACAGCCUUCUGGUUCAAGGGGAAGGAACUGGCCCUGGCAUUUGGACUGACCCUGUCUUUCUCACGUCUCGGGAGCGUCCUCAACUUCUUCUUCACUCAGCAGUUUGAGGCAAAGCUGGGAAUGCAGUGGACGCUCUGGGGAGGUACUCUGCUCUGCCUGCUUGGCUUUGUUUCAGCCCUCACUGUCAGUGUGCUGGAUAAAGUGGGCAUGAAGCAACUGGGCUUGGAUGGGGUUAUCCAGCAAGAAUCCAAAAAAGUGCGCAUUCAGGACAUCCGGCGGCUUCCCCUUCGCUACUGGCUCCUGGUCCUCACCAUCAUGUUCUUCUACAAUGGAGUCUUCCCCUUUGUGGCAGAUGCCAGCAAGUUUAUCCAGGAUAAAUAUUCUGGUUACAGCCAGCAGGCAGCUGCUUAUAUUGCUGGGGCAGUGUAUGACAGCUCCCUUGUCCUCUCUGCAGCAGCUGGCAUCUUAAUUGACUCCGUGGGGCUGCGAGGUGUGUUUGCGGUGGGCUGCGCUCUGCUGACCCUGCCUGUCUUCGCUCUCUUGGCCUUCACGUCUGUUCCUCCCUUGGUCGGCACCGUCUGGCUGGGCGUCACCUACUCCUUUGCGGCCGCGAGUAUGUGGCCAUCUAUACCUCUGGUGGUCCCCCAAGCAACGUUAGGGACAGCCAUGGGGCUUGCAACCUCUGCACAGAUGAUUGGAGUCGGCCUCUCGAAUCUGAUUGUUGGGCACAUUCUGGGAACAAAGGCUGGUGAGUUAAAGAUCCCCCUGUGGCGCUGGCAACAGAUGAUGAUCUUUAUGCUGGCAAACACUGCUGCCUGCAUUGUGGCCUCCCUGAGCCUCAAUGUUGUGGACACGAAGCAGGGCGGGACGCUGAACCGCAGCCGCAAGGGAGCGCCGGCAGAGCCGGAGCCGGAGCCUGCAGCCACCGCGCGGCUCCUGGACGCCGCGGCCGACACCGAGGGCUCUGCGGGCUGAGCCCACCCAGCAGCCAGCUCAGCAGCCUGGCCCGGGGCUGCUCAACGCUCCUGUGGGCAAUCUUCAAGGGAUCUGGCGACAGAAAGGGAAUCUUCUUCCCUCUGCCUGGCACACCGGGGACAGGUGCCCGCCGGCAUCCUCCACACCCACACCUGCAUGGUGCACUCCAGUGGCACGGACCCAGCUGGAGCUUCACAUAGCUGCUUUUCGACCUUGCAUCACAAGUGCCCACCUAAGGUGCUGCCCCACUGUUUGCCCAUCCCCAGAGUCAUCCAUGAGCACUGGUUAACCACCCAACUAGGCCAGCCCACCCCCUCAGUCCUUGCCCUGCAGGAGUGUGCAUCCUGACACAUGCACACAGCCACGCCAGCCUUACUCUUUAGGCAGGAGACUGAAUGAAUCAAAUGGAUUAGCCUUUGCACACAAGCCUACCUUCAUUGUUAAUUACCUUGCCAUAAGCCAUGCCCAGCCAAUUUGCCUUCAAAAGUGUUAAAAGGUUUUGAUGUGAAAUUCCAUCCUUGAAAGGAGAGGCUCUUACUCGUGAAUGCUAAAGGCUUCUUUGCCUGCCAGCUGCCCUCUUCACUAUGCAAAAUGCCCCCAAACACUCAGGCAUUGUUUACAGAAGCACAAAGGAUGCUUUGAGAAUGAGGUAGACUUUGACACAGUCAACAAAGAAUGCUGAAGUUGCAUUUAGCAGAGUGAGAGCAGUGUAGGCACAACAGCAUCCAGUAAAGUCACAUUUUAAGUAGAUGUCACAAAGACAAAUCCCAUCAAAGCCAAGUUUUCUUAAACUGAUGCACGGAGGAGAAUGUGUUCAGAGAGCAAGGUUUCCUGAGGUGUAAGCUGCACUGUGAAUCCAUUUGACACCACAGAUAAUUAAAGGAUUUCCCUGAUGUA